AUUUCUGUAUCGCAUAGUAAACGCCAUUUAAAACAGUGAUUCACUUUGUAUUGCAUUUCUGUGAAUGAAUUGUAAACACAAUUCAAUCCAUUAGUAAAUCAAGUAAUAGUCGCCCGAAAACCCAUACACACGAUGUCUGUAUUAGUCUACGGCCAGGGCGUGCUCUACACGGUGACCCUGUUCAUCGUGCUAUGCAUAGCCCUGUUCUAUAUGCUGACGGGUAGGGGCCGUAGGGCAGGCGAUAUCGCGUGGCUUCUCGAGGGUAUAUCGCCGUACAUGUGGUGCGCGAUGGGCAUCGGACUGUCCAUAUCGUUGUCAGUGGUGGGCGCCGCCGUCGGCAUAUUCACGACGGGGGUGUCUAUAGUGGGCGGCGGUGUGAAGGCGCCCCGCAUUCGCACCAAGAACUUGGUGUCCAUCAUAUUCUGCGAGGCGGUCGCCAUUUACGGCAUCAUUAUAGCCAUCGUUAUGCUGAACGGCAUCGACGAGUACGACCCCCAGCGCCUGGUGGCCAGCGAGUCCAUUAAGGCCCGCAUCUACCUGUCCGGGUAUAUCAUGUUCGGCGCCGGCAUUACGGUGGGCUUCGGGAACCUGUUCUGCGGGCUGGCCGUGGGAGUGGUGGGCUCGGGUGCGGCGCUGGCAGACGCCGCCAAUCCCGCCCUCUUCGUCAAGAUAUUGAUAGUCGAGAUAUUCGCGUCGGCUAUCGGUCUGUUUGGGCUCAUUGUGGCCGUCAUACUGAACGCAAAGGUCCAUAUGUCCGAUAAAGCGUAG
Oppiella nova is the source of this 768-nucleotide messenger RNA. Lineage: Eukaryota; Metazoa; Arthropoda; Arachnida; Sarcoptiformes; Oppiidae. The record is from the annotation of a GenBank genome assembly.